AUGGAGUCUGUUAUCCUCCAGCAAAUUGAUGCUACACAUGCAGCUCUCAGAAAAGUGGAACCCUGGACCUCUCGCUCUGUCCAGGUCCCUAUCGAAUACCUCAAACUCUUCUUUCUUGACAAAGCAGAUCCUCCACAGCCACAUUUUAUUACUCUGACCACAAUGACCAACUCUUCAGAACUCGACACGUUAGCUACUUCAUGCGACAGAGCCACCUUUGGUCGUGCAAAUGAAGAUGUUUUAGACGAGUCUUACCGGAAGGAAGGAGAACUUGACCUCAGUUGA
Molecule: messenger RNA, 285 nt
Organism: Marasmius oreades (fairy-ring Marasmius)
Lineage: Eukaryota; Fungi; Basidiomycota; Agaricomycetes; Agaricales; Marasmiaceae
Exons: 2
Coding region: 1-285 (94 amino acids)
Source: RefSeq, a predicted model, not a curated record